This is a messenger RNA of Dacryopinax primogenitus, 375 nucleotides long. RefSeq names its product SET domain-containing protein. The record is from RefSeq and is a predicted model, not a curated record. Gene Ontology annotation, molecular function: protein binding. NCBI's taxonomy places the organism in Eukaryota, Fungi, Basidiomycota, Dacrymycetes, Dacrymycetales, Dacrymycetaceae. The annotation marks the transcript as partial. The transcript has a single exon.
CCACCGCAAUACGGGCUCUUCGCUUCCGACCCCAUCCCCCCCGGCACUCUUAUUCUGGAGCAUAGGAGCGUCGUCCUCCCCCGGAAAGAGUACAUCCAAGACCCAACAAGCCAGUAUACAGAGCUCUGCGGCCCUAAAGCGCACGUGCGGAUCUUAGGGCCCCCAUUGAGCGUAGCCCUAGACGCAAGAGAAUGGGGAAACGAAGCUCGUUUUGCCCGGGUGUCCUGUCGGCCUAAUGCCCUCGUGCGCCCGAUGAUCGUGCAGGGGGAAUUGAGGUUUGGACUGGUGAGUAUUGGGGGGAUUGGAAGGAGGGAAGAGAUUGUCGUUCCUUGGGAAUGGGAGGAUGGGAGUGUAGUCCACUGGCUGCUUUCCCUU